This is a messenger RNA of Echinostoma caproni, 1047 nucleotides long. The record is from the annotation of a GenBank genome assembly. Lineage: Eukaryota; Metazoa; Platyhelminthes; Trematoda; Plagiorchiida; Echinostomatidae.
AUGUCUCGAUUAAAAAGUGGAGUGGACUAUUUUGCCGAGGCACAUGCUUUACAUUCGGUGGACACGAGCCGUGCGAAAGAUGGUGUUUGGCUAGUCAAAGUGCCAAAAUAUUUAGCCGAAUUGUGGCAGAAAGCCGGUCCAGAUGGUGUGGUUGGCAAAGUGGUAAUUGCCAGCUCUACCGCACCAUCAGGUUCGGCUGGGGACAGUAAGCGUCCAGCAUCCCAAGUAACCUUGGUCACUGAUUCUGAUUUAUUAGCCUCAGCCGGCGAGACCGGAGACUUGAUUCCCAAAGAGCAUCAGUUCCUUAUCCAAACCUCUGCCAGUUCAUCUUCAUCCAGUACACAAAGACCUGGCCAAUCACAACAAUCAGCUCAGCGUAGAUCAGGUGCUAUGGCUGGUCAGGAGCUGAUCAUUUUGGCCGAGGACGAUCUGGCCGCUGCGAACAGUUCGAGUAGUAGUGGACCAUCCGGGACAAAUAGUAGCACUACAAACACCGUGAUGGGUGGCACUGCAACCACAUCUUCCUCAUCUAGUGGAACUGCACCCUCAUCCCCGUUUUCCAAUUCCGCAUCCGCUCGUUAUUCACGUCGUUUGUCACUCUUCGGGCGAGUGAAUAGCCGAGCGGAAUGUCGUCCGCCACCGAACACACGAUACAUGAUGCUCAAAGCCCAACAAUUGAAAGCUAUGAACCGGGCGAAACACGAAGUUCGUCUGCUUGAUGCACCGGUGCGAAACUACAAACCGGUAUCAAACCACAUCAACAAUAUCGAGUACGAGGCACGGAAGAAAGCGGAAGGCAAAAACUUGCGUCGCGAGAAAGAAGAUGUUAUGCAAGAUUUGUUCAAAGCAUUCGAACGGCAUCAGUACUAUACUAUUCGUGAUCUGGUUCUGCUAACCAAACAACCGCUGAACUAUUUGACUGAGAUUCUGAAGGAGAUAGCAAUCUUCAACCCUCGGGCACCUCAUAAAAACAUGUGGGAACUGAAACCGGAAUAUCGCCACUACACGGAAUCCGGUGCAGCAGCAGCAUCUGGAACGGACAAGUAG